ACCCGGGAAUGGUAUUGUCGUCGCCUGUUGUAUUUACAUGUGAUGGUUGUAAUAAGUUCAUUGAAAUAGUCGAAAUAUAUAAAACCUGUUUGACUAGCAACUGGCUUUUACAGCUAGAAAAAUAACUCACAACUUGGCUGCUUUUUCUAAUGCUUCUAUCUCUAUUUGAUCUUUAGACACAGUAUAAAUAUCCACAUAGAGCAGUGUAGCAUCCACCAACAACAAAUCCACGAGCUCUAUACAAACACACUUGAAACUUUUAGGGUCUAGCAGAUUAGAUUUUGCAUUGUCUGCGGAGAGGAGAAGAAGGAUGUUGAACACUGCCGGUCAGGUCAUACGUUGCAAAGCUGCUGUGGCAUGGGAAGCAGGUAAGCCACUAGUGAUUGAAACAGUGGAGGUGGCUCCUCCACAGAAAAUGGAGGUUCGUCUCAAGAUCUUAUAUACCUCCCUCUGCCACACUGAUGUCUUCUUCUGGGAAGCUAAGGGCCAGAACCCCAUGUUUCCUCGAAUCCUAGGGCACGAGGCAGGAGGGAUUGUGGAGAGUAUAGGAGAGGGCGUGACGGAUGUUGAGCCAGGUGAUCAUGUCCUCCCGGUGUUUACCGGGGAAUGCAAAGAAUGCGUUCACUGCAAAUCCGAAGAGAGCAACAUGUGCAAUCUCCUUAGGAUUAACACAGACAGGGGAGUGAUGAUUCAUGAUGAAAAAUCGCGAUUCUCAAUCAAUGGCAAACCAAUUUUCCAUUUCGUUGGAACAUCUACCUUCAGCGAAUACACUGUGGUCCAUGUUGGUUGCGUCGCCAAGAUCAACCCCCUUGCCCCUCUCGACAAAGUUUGUGUCCUUAGUUGUGGAAUCUCCACAGGACUUGGAGCCACUUUGAAUGUAGCCAAACCACCAAAAGGCUCAACUGUGGCAGUCUUCGGAUUAGGAGCUGUAGGCCUUGCAGCUGCAGAAGGAGCCAGAAUUGCUGGGGCUUCAAGGAUUAUUGGUGUUGAUCUGAACUCCAACAGAUUUGAGCUAGCUAAAAAGUUUGGUGUUACAGAGUUUGUGAACCCAAAAGAACAUAACAAGCCAGUUCAAGAGGUUAUUGCUGAGAUGACAGAUGGAGGAGUGGACAGAAGUAUUGAAUGUACUGGGCAUAUUGAUGCAAUGAUUUCAGCAUUUGAAUCUGUCCAUGAUGGCUGGGGUGUGGCUGUUCUUGUGGGUGUUCCAACUAAAGAUGCUGUCUUUAAGACCCACCCCAUCAACUUACUGAAUGAGAGGACGCUCAAGGGUACCUUCUUUGGAAACUACAAACCCCGCUCAGACCUUCCUUCCAUCGUCGAAAAGUACAUGAACAAGGAACUUGAAUUGGAGAAGUUCAUCACCCACGAAGUCCCAUUCACAGAGAUCAACAAGGCCUUUGACUACAUGCUGAAAGGGGACGGCCUUCGAUGCAUCAUUCGCAUGGAUGGAUGAAGAGCAAUAAACCUCUAAUUUCAGUGUUCAGUUGGUUUGUUUGUUCAACUGAUAAUAAAAAAUGUUCUGUUUGUUUGCUAAAUGCCUGAAGCUACUCAUUUUGUAAAGUUUUUGUUGUUGUCUUGUCAUACUUCAAGUUUUAAUCUUGUUUCAAUCCAAUUAUUUUCAUCUAA
This is a messenger RNA of Ilex paraguariensis (yerba mate), 1626 nucleotides long. Lineage: Eukaryota; Viridiplantae; Streptophyta; Magnoliopsida; Aquifoliales; Aquifoliaceae. The record is from the annotation of a GenBank genome assembly.